AUGCCCGGCACCGGCGGCGAGGAGGCGCUGAGGCAGCAGUACGUCCUCGGCGAGGAGAUCGGUAGCGGCCGGUUCGGGGUCGUCCGCCGCUGCUACUCCGCCGCCACGGGGGAGUCCCUCGCCGUCAAGUCCACGCCCAAGGCGCCGCUCCGGGACAAGUCCGACCCGCUCGACCUGGCCCUGGCCGAGCAGGAGCCCAAGGUGCACCUCCUGGCCUCGGCGCCGCCCUGCAGCCCGCACGUGGUCGCGCUUCACGCCGCCUUCGAGGACGCGCACGCCGUCCACCUCGUCAUCGACCUCUGCGACGGCGGUGACCUCUUCUCCCUCGUCUCCGCCCGCGGCCGCCUCCCCGAGCGCGAGGCGGCCGGGAUCGCCGCCCAGCUCGCCUCCGCGCUCGCGGCCUGCCACCGCCGCGGGGUCGCGCACCGGGACGUCAAGCCCGACAACCUCCUCUUCGACGCCGCCACGGGCGCGCUCAAGCUCGGCGACUUCGGCUCCGCGGAGUGGUUCGGGGACGGGCGGGCCAUGUCGGGGCUGGUGGGCACGCCCUACUACGUGGCCCCCGAGGUGGUCGCCGGGAGGGAGUACGGCGAGAAGGUGGACGUGUGGAGCGCCGGGGUGGUGCUCUACAUGAUGCUCUCCGGGACCGUGCCCUUCUACGGCGCCACCGCGGCCGAGAUCUUCGCCGCCGUGCUCCGCGGCACCCUACGCUUCCCGCCGCGCGCGUUCGCGAACGUCUCGCCUGAGGCCAAGGACCUCGUGCGCCGCAUGCUCUGCAGGGACGUCUCCCGGAGGCUCUCCGCCGAGCAGGUCCUCAGGCAUCCAUGGAUUGUGAGCCGUGGGGGCAAUGCGGUGGCGGACUGAAGCCGAU
This is a messenger RNA of Lolium rigidum, 871 nucleotides long. Its product is annotated as phosphoenolpyruvate carboxylase kinase 2-like. Gene Ontology annotation, molecular function: calcium-dependent protein serine/threonine kinase activity; ATP binding; calcium/calmodulin-dependent protein kinase activity. The coding region runs from base 1 to 864 and encodes 287 amino acids. Gene Ontology annotation, biological process: intracellular signal transduction; peptidyl-serine phosphorylation; protein autophosphorylation. The transcript has a single exon. NCBI's taxonomy places the organism in Eukaryota, Viridiplantae, Streptophyta, Magnoliopsida, Poales, Poaceae. Gene Ontology annotation, cellular component: cytoplasm; nucleus. The record is from RefSeq and is a predicted model, not a curated record.